Messenger RNA from Megalops cyprinoides (Indo-Pacific tarpon), 1881 nucleotides. It is a transcript of the gene c8b, whose product is annotated as complement component 8, beta polypeptide. The coding region runs from base 88 to 1818 and encodes 576 amino acids. The record is from RefSeq and is a predicted model, not a curated record. The transcript is spliced from 12 exons. Gene Ontology annotation, biological process: immune response. Gene Ontology annotation, molecular function: protein binding. Lineage: Eukaryota; Metazoa; Chordata; Actinopteri; Elopiformes; Megalopidae. Gene Ontology annotation, cellular component: membrane attack complex.
UCUGUUUGUAGACUAAGCAUUGAACAAACUUUGCCAUCUUCCAUGAAAGGCUUACUUAAAAAAGUUUUCUUUUGAGCUCCGUUUGCCAUGGCACUCUUGUCUUUUGCCUACACUUUUCAGAUCAAGGAACACCCAUCUGUAUUCAUCACAACACUGUGCACAUUUCUUUUCAUUAACGCUGUCGGCCUGACCUCCAGCAGUGAGCUGGAGGCAAAGGCCCCUAUAGACUGCAUCUUAUCAGAGUGGUCAACAUGGACACGCUGCGACCCAUGCCAGAACAAAAGGUAUCGGUACACCAAAUUGCUGCAGCCAUCCCAAUUUGGGGGCGAGCCGUGCAGCGUCCUCGGCCGGGAUGAAGAGGCCUGCACACCCCCUCCCAGAGUCAGCUGUCGAGACAAUCCCAUCUGUGAGGGCUUUGUCUGCCUAAUUACAGGGCGAUGCAUAUCCAGUCGCCUGCGCUGCAAUGGAGAUGAUGACUGUGGGGAUGGCUCUGAUGAGCAGGGCUGCAAGAGCAAGGUCUGGGCAUGCAAGGAAAAGACAGAGGAGUACUGGGGCAUUGAGAACCUUGCCAAAGGAAUCAAUAUAUUGAACAGUAAUCUGGAAGGAGAGGUCAUUGAUAACAGGUAUUAUGCUGGUAGUUGUUUACCACAUUACAUCAAGGAUGUCCGAUUCAGAAAACCCUACAACUUGCAGCAGUACACAGUUGAGACAAAGGGCACCUAUGACUUUGUGUUGGAGGCACAUGAGUCGUACUCCAAAUUUGAGAGCAACAAGACCAAAGGCCACUUUUCACAGACCAGUGUGUCCUUUGGUAUAAACUUCCCUGGAGCUUUUGAGUUCAGCUUCAACUACAAUGAUAUGAAAUUCAAGAAUUCUGUCCAGAAGAUUCGGCACUUCUCCGGCACAAAACACAGUUUCCUUCGAGCGCACUCCCAGUUGGAGGUGGCCAAGUACGCGCUGAAGUCCGGGGAGCUGAUGCUGCACCCUGAGUUCCUGCGCCGGGUGCGGGUCCUGCCAAUGGAGUACAGCUACGGGGAGUACCGGCAGAUCCUCAGCGACUACGGGACCCACUACAUCACAGAGGCCACGCUCGGGGGAGAGUACGAGUACACCAUCGUGCUGAACAGCGACAACCUGGAGAAGUCAGGAUAUAGUCUGGAGGAGGCAAAGAAGUGCGUCCAGGCUGGUCUGAAGAUAGGAGCCAAUAUCGACGGAGUGUAUGUGUCCAUGGGAGCUCAGGGAGGCAGCUGCAAAGGCCUGCUGAAGGAACUGGGAGAGGGUACGGUGACGAAGAACUUUGUGGAGGACUUUGUGGCAGUGGUGAAGGGGGGUGACAGUGAGUCCAUCACCAGACUGGCCUUCAAGCAGCUGCCCACCCCGGAGGUCAUGCAGGCAUGGGGGGACUCCGUGCAGUACAACCCAGACUUCCUCCACAUCAAGGUGGAGCCCAUCUUUGAGCUGGUGACCACGAGAGAUUUCUCCAACGGUAGGAUACUUCAGAAGAACCUGAAGCAAGCGCUGUUUGACUACCUGACUGAAUCCAGCCCCUGUCGUUGUGCUCCCUGUCUCAACAACGGCAUAGCCGUCCUCAAAGGCACAAGAUGUGAGUGUGUGUGUCCUGUGGGCUUCAGUGGGAGGGCCUGUGAGGUCACCCAGAGAAAAGGGAUGGCAGUGGAUGGAAGCUGGAGCUGCUGGUCGUCUUGGUCAGCCUGCGGCGGUCGCACAAAACGCAGAACGCGGCAGUGCACCCACCCUUCGCCUCAGAACGGGGGUUCGCCUUGCAGUGGAAUACAUGAAGAGGAACUGGCCUGCAUGUAACUUUCCCUUCCCCUCGAAUAACCCAAACAUACGUCACUUUAAUAAAUGCCCACUUAAGCGUCA